This is a messenger RNA of Cajanus cajan (pigeon pea), 1030 nucleotides long. It is a transcript of the gene UBC27, whose product is annotated as ubiquitin-conjugating enzyme 27. NCBI's taxonomy places the organism in Eukaryota, Viridiplantae, Streptophyta, Magnoliopsida, Fabales, Fabaceae. The record is from RefSeq and is a predicted model, not a curated record. Gene Ontology annotation, molecular function: protein binding.
CCGCAACGGUCCGGCACGGCAGAGAGAAAUUAAAAGGUUGUUUCCAUAACAGGAAAAAUAAAAAAAGAAAAUAAAAAAAGAAGAAGAAAAAAAAUGGGAGAAAGAAACGAAACCAACAUCAGUCACUAACUCACUCGCGAAAAAGCGACCCAAGCUUUAUUCUGGCUUCUUCUGUACAGCACCGAGGUGAAAGGUUGAAGAUGGUAGACUUUGCUCGCGUGCAGAAGGAGCUCGUGGAAUGCAGCAAGGACGCGGAGGGAUCGGGCAUCAAAGUGAGUCCCAAAAGCGACAACCUCGUCCUCUUGAUCGGCACCAUUCCUGGUCCUCUCGGAACGCCCUAUGAAGGGGGCAUUUUCCAGAUUGACAUCACAUUACCCGAUGGAUACCCGUUUGAACCCCCCAAGAUGCAGUUUAAAACCAAAGUCUGGCACCCUAAUAUCAGCAGCCAGAGUGGAGCUAUUUGCCUGGACAUCUUGAAGGACCAGUGGAGCCCAGCACUCACACUGAAGACUGCACUUCUUUCUGUGCAAGCACUUCUCUCUGCUCCUCAGCCUGAUGAUCCUCAAGAUGCUGUGGUGGCACAGCAGUAUCUGAAAGACUAUCAGACAUUUGUUAACACUGCUCGCUACUGGACAGAGAGUUUUGCUAAGGAAUCGUCUCGUGGGAUUGAAGAUAAGGUACAGAAACUCGUAGAGAUGGGAUUUCCAGAAGCUCAAGUAAGGAGCAUUUUGGAAGCUGUUGGUGGUGAUGAAAACGUGGCUCUUGAAAGGUUGCUGUUGCCGCAAGGGUGAAAUAUCGUCUAAAGAGAUUUGAUCAUGAUCAAGUUUUAGGAUGACAUCGCCAUAAUAUGAUGGAACCAUAUAGACAAAAAGGGUUAAUUGAAUAUAGAGUCAUAUAAAUCAACUUGGCAUAUCGUAUAGUCCUUUUGUUUUACUCUGCCUUCUUUUCUUCUCGGAAACUUUGGUACUCGACUAUUUCCUAAUGUUAUAUAAGAUGUGAAAUUAAAUAUACUUUAUUGGCAAGGUUUCUG